Mesocricetus auratus (golden hamster) is the source of this 2191-nucleotide messenger RNA. RefSeq names its product apolipoprotein A5 (gene Apoa5). NCBI's taxonomy places the organism in Eukaryota, Metazoa, Chordata, Mammalia, Rodentia, Cricetidae. The transcript has 3 exons. Bases 396 to 1496 code for a protein of 366 amino acids. The record is from RefSeq and is a predicted model, not a curated record. Gene Ontology annotation, biological process: positive regulation of lipid biosynthetic process; cholesterol efflux; phospholipid efflux. Gene Ontology annotation, cellular component: chylomicron; high-density lipoprotein particle; extracellular region. Gene Ontology annotation, molecular function: cholesterol binding; phosphatidylcholine-sterol O-acyltransferase activator activity; phospholipid binding.
UGCUAUGGGUUAACACAGUGCCUGCCUCCUGCAUGUUGGCUAUGCCAGCUUCUUGGCCACAAAAUGGGACUGGGGGCAGGAAGACAGAUACACAAGGGAGCUAGAUUGCCUGGAGGUGGGUAGGCAAUCUCUGUAGUGCAGUCUGAGUUCCAGGCUCCCUUCUUUGUGACUGAGGUAAGGAGCAACCCACUUCUGUUGUCUCCUCUCCCAGCCCCAUGCCCCCAAAUACCUAGUUAAGUUCUCUGGAGCCUUCAACAUGAUGUGACCUACACACGAGGGAAGGGUUAUCAGGACUUGGGGCAGGUAGCCCCUAGAGCAAGGUUCCCAGAUCUAGGCCCUUCCUUUGCCUCUGCUCCUGAUCAAGCCUCUGCCUACCUUCCUUCUCAGAGUACAUCAUGGUAAGCAUGGCUGCUGUCAUCACUUGGGCCCUGGCCCUCCUCUCAGUGUUGGCAACCACUCAGGCGCGGAAGGGCUUCUGGGACUACUUCAGCCAGAGCAGCGGGGACAAAGGCAUGAUGGGUCAGCAGCAGAAGCUGGCACAGGAGAGCAUGAAAAAUAGCUUCGAGCAAGACCUCUACAAUAUGAACAAUUUCCUAGAAAAGCUAAGCCCCUCGAGUGGUCCAGGAAAAGAGCCUCCCCAGCUGGCACAGGAUCCAGAAGGCAUGAGGAAGCAGCUGCAGCACGAGCUGGAGGAGGUGAGAGCUCGCCUGGAGCCCUACAUGGCUGCAAAGCACGAGCUGGUAGGCUGGAACUUGGAGGGCUUGAGGCAGCAGCUGAAGCCCUACACGGUGGAGCUGAUGGAGCAGGUGGGCCUGAGUGUGCAGGAACUGCAAGAGCAGUUGCGUCUGGUGGGAGAAGACACCAAGGCCCAGCUGCUGGGGGGCAUGGACGAGGCGCUGAGCUUGCUGCAGGAAAUGCAAAGACGAGUGAAGCACCACACAGACCAGGUCAAAAAACUCUUCCACCCUUACGCAGAGCGCUUGGUGACUGGCAUUGGGCACCAUGUGCAGGAGCUGCACCGCAGUGUUGCUCCUCACGCGGCCGCCAGCCCCGCGCGACUCAGUCGCUGUGUGCAGACCCUGUCCCACAAACUCACACUUAAGGCAAAGGACCUGCACACCAGCAUCCAGCGCAACCUGGACCAGCUGCGCGAGGGGCUCAGCGCUUUCGUCGGUGCCAGGGUAGAUGGGGAAGAAGAUGGAGCCUCCCCAGACCCCCAGGCUCUCUCUGAGGAGGUUCGCCAGAGACUUCAGGCUUUUCGUCACGACACCUUCAUACAGAUCGCUGCAUUCACCCGCGCCAUUGACCAGGAGACAGAAGAAGUCCAGCAGCAGUUAGCACCACCCCCGCCUGGCCACAGCGCCUUUGCUCCUGAGUUGGGACACUCAGACAGUAACAAGGCCCUGAACAGACUGCAGAGCCGAUUGGAUGAUCUGUGGGAAGAUAUUAGCUAUAGCCUUCAUGACCAGGGCCAUAGCCAGAUGGGAGAGCCCUGAGGGUCUACUCACUCAGGUUCACUCCCCAGCUCAUUGUCUGGGGAUCCCUGAACCCUGAGCCUCUAGCAAGGCCUAUUGGGCAGAGGGUGGAGGGUCCUACACUGUAUAGGUGAGGCCACCAAAUGGUGCUGCCCUAACCUAGCCAGCCUCCUCAACUCCCCCACUCAGGUGCAUUACACUCACCAGGUUUUGCAAACCCAGCUUCUGGUGCUCAUUUGGGAAUCCUCACAAGUUGCAGCAUUGGGGGUGAAGGGAGUGGGGAGACUGUGCGUGUGGGAGACUGUCUGCAAGCCAGUACAUGACAGUGCUGGAAGCCUGUGCCACUACAACCUGGAGUUUGGCUGCCAGACGGUCACUGUUACAGCUGGUCCACAGAGAGGAGCUCUUGUCUCCCCAGGGCUGCCGUGAGAGCUUUUGUCGAAGCAGAGCAGGAGAAUGUGAUGGAGAGAGUAUAUCACGGUGUGUGUAGAUCCUCACCAGCGUUGUUGCUGGUGGGUCAGUGAUGCGAUGGGACAGAGCCCCUAUUUUCUUAGACAACUCUGCACCCACACAGGAAACUGAGCCCUCAGCACUAAGGGCUUCUAAAACCCUGCAGGGGGGCAUACUGUGUGCCCUCCCCAUCUUCAGUGCCCACAUCCUGACUCUCAGGGUGAAACUGACUUUUGGUUCAAAUGAAAUAGAUGCUCAUGAUGGAA